AGCCACAAAAGAUUGAGAGAGAGAAAGAAGAGAGUGCGCAUGGAAAUAGCUGGAUUUGUGAGAGGACGACGCAAGAGUGUCUUGAUUUCUUGCGUCCAAAUUCCAUAACGACCCCCACCUCUCUACUCUCCACACCCACCACUCUCCUCCUCCACUCACACUUUCACACCCAAAAAUCAAAUUUUGAUUUUGUUUUUGUCUGCAGCGGAGGAAAAUGGAAACGACGGCGUUUGAGUCAGUGGACCAAGUGGUGCAAGAGAUCAUGAGAAUUCACAGAUCUUUGCCGCCGAGGCCGGCCGUCGAUGAGGUGGAAGCGGCGGUGACGCUGGUUCGGAAUGUGGAGAUGGCGGAGCAGGCCAGGCUCGACGCCAUUGCCAGGCAGACCAAGAGCUUGCAAGUUCCGGAGGAGCUGUUCAUGGUGCUGCAGGAGAUGCAGAGGAAGUUGGUCUACUUCAACGGCAAGGAGGAGAUGCAGGAGGCCCAUAAGUUGCUCGAUCUCGAGAACCUACAUAAUCUGUUCGACGAUUUGAUUCAGAGAGCCUCCACUUGCGUCUCCUCUCCCAAUUCCACUUCUUCCUCUUCGGCGGCGGCGGUGAAUUUGAGUUCGAAGUCGAAUUCCGUUUCUGGGGUUCUUCCUCACAGGCCCUCUCCUUCUUCUUCUGGUUCUGCUGCUGCUACUGCUGCUGCGUAUGUGUUCAACACUGACAGGGGAGGUGUUGCUAAAACUGCUUCAGCCAGAGUCAGCAGAGAUGACAGUUUCGUGGUCAGCAAGCCCAAGAAAGCAUUCUACUUGGAUGGAAUUGGGGCUGGACCUGCUGUUUCUGCAACUCCCCAGAUAGUGGAUUCGUCUCUGAGGUCGGUUUCCGCUCUCAAUUCAACCGGAGGAGGUGGAGUUGGAGGUCAAGAGGGUGAAAAAUUGAGUCUAAUAAAGUUGGCGAGUUUAAUUGAGGUGUUCGCAAAUAAAGGCACUAAGGAUGUUAAUCUUCGGAACAAGUUGAUGGAUCAAAUCGAAUGGCUGCCUGACUCGAUAGGAAAGCUUUCUAGAUUGGUCUCCCUUGAUUUGUCCGAAAACCGGAUUCUGGUCCUCCCAACCACCAUUGGAGGUCUUUCCUCCUUGACCAAAUUGGAUUUGCACUCAAACAGGAUUGCUCAGCUGCCCGACACUAUCGGAGAUCUUCUUAGCCUUGUCUCACUAGACCUUCGAGCAAACGACUUGACUGCUCUGCCGGCUACCUUUGGCCGAUUGAUGCGUCUUGAAGAGCUCGAUUUGAGCUCAAACAGGCUCGCUGUGCUUCCUGACACAAUUGGGUCCCUUGCUAGCCUCAAGACAUUGAAUGUUGAGACCAAUGAUAUUGACGAAAUUCCUCAUACUAUUGGUCAUUGUACCUCACUCAAAGAGCUGCGUGCAGAUUAUAACCGGCUUAAAGCACUUCCUGAAGCUGUGGGAAAGAUUGAGAGCUUGGAGGUUUUGUCCGUGCGUUACAAUAACAUCAAACAGUUGCCCACAACCGUGUCGUCUCUAUUGAGUCUGAGGGAGCUGGAUGUGAGUUUCAAUGAGCUUGAGUCUGUGCCUGAGAACUUGUGUUUUGCCACCUCACUUGUUAAGAUGAACAUUGGAAACAAUUUUGCUGAUCUGCGAUCCCUGCCAAGGUCUAUUGGGAACCUCGAGAUGCUUGAAGAGUUAGAUAUCAGCAACAACCAGAUACGGGUUCUCCCAGACUCUUUCAGGAUGCUCACUCGACUACGUGUUCUACGUGUUGAAGAAAACCCUCUUGAAGUCCCACCAAGACACAUAGCUGAAAAGGGGGCGCAGGCUGUUGUUCAAUACAUGGCUGAGCUAGUCGUAAAAAGAGAUGUUAAAGCACAACCUGUUAAGCAGAAAAAGACUUGGGCUCAAAUCUGCUGCUUCUCGAGGUCAAACAAAAGGAAGCGCAAUGGUGAAGAUUAUGUAAAAGCCUGAUUAAUCACUGAAUCCCUGACAAGAGAUGUGAAAAUUUCUAUCGAGAAUACCAGCUGUUAGCAGGCUAGAUGAGAAAAGAGACUACGAAUCAACAUCAACUAAGAUGGUGGGUUUCUAAAUCGUUCCAUUGACUCUUCAAUACCAAAAUUGUAUAUCUGUUUUUUAUUUGUUUUUGUUAGAAUUUUUUCUUUUGAUCCAUCUGUAUUUCUGUUAUCUUUGAGUCAAAAUGAGGUGUACAAUUCAGCCGGCAUAUAGGAGAAACGAAAAAACUUUUACUCUGUAAAUCACCUCCAAUCCAUUGUUCAUGAUGUCUCCGUAUGUGUAUCCUUUCUACCACUUGUAAUUGAAUUUGUUUCCACUCAAAUAGAAUCUAGCAUCUUAUGUUUA
This is a messenger RNA of Pyrus x bretschneideri (Chinese white pear), 2347 nucleotides long. Its product is annotated as plant intracellular Ras-group-related LRR protein 4. The transcript has 4 exons. Gene Ontology annotation, molecular function: protein binding. Lineage: Eukaryota; Viridiplantae; Streptophyta; Magnoliopsida; Rosales; Rosaceae. The coding region runs from base 215 to 1960 and encodes 581 amino acids. The record is from RefSeq and is a predicted model, not a curated record.